UCUCUCUCUCCCUCGCGUCCCUCUGAACCAAAUCCGCUUCCAGACGCGCAGCAGACCCGUAUCUGAAGCGUGUGACGGCGGCGGCGGCUGCGUGAAGACCCUUGGACUGGCAGAAGAGGAGGAGGAGGAGGAAGAGGAGCAGGAAGAAGAGGAGGAGGGGGGUCUUUCAAAAACUGGGGCUCCACUGCAGUGUUACAGUUACUCCUGUAACGAGGAUAUCCGAUGGAGAACAGAAGGUCUUUAGAGGCGCUCGGCGGUGUGUAGGGCUGACACGCUGACAGUUUGUCCAAACUAAGGCUGGCUCAAACGCAGACACACCUCUGAUGCCUCUGGCCAGUUCGAGCUCUAUGGUGUGUGCUCGCUGGGAUAAAAGUGGCCUGGCCAAAGAGCAAAGUGUUGCUACUCACAGUAAAGCCCACACAGGAUGUCGUGGGCCAGGGGCCUCUUUGUAGGCAGGGUGGACGAUCGAAAGACAGCAUGGGGAGAGCGCAACGGCAAAAAGAGGAAGGACAGCUCAUCCCUGUGCAACCCGCGCUACAUGAGCUGCCUGAGGGACCCUGAGGACCUGGAGCCUUCUAAUGUGGCCCCUCAGCAUUACCACUGUGGAGCGGGCACCAGCGGGGGCAACUUUGGCCUGCGCUGUGGCUGGCAGGAGGACCACUAUGGGAAAAGGAUGGGUGGCGGUGGGGAUCUGGGUCUAAAGUCGGUGGACCUUUGCUUCGAAGAUGGCGAGCUGAAGGGAAGGAAAGAGGAGGAAUCAGGGGAACUAGCCGAGGGAAGCUGCAACACGAUGAGCGCCUUGGACUGCUGGAUGCGGUUUGCGUGGGUUUUCCAAUCCAAGAAGUUUCAGUCCAGCAAACUGGAGCGCCUUUACCAGCGCUACUUCUUCAGGCUCAACCAGAGCUCCCUGACCAUGCUGAUGGGGGUCCUGGUGGUGGUGUGUGGGGUCAUGCUCGCCUUCCACUGCAUCAGCACGAUUCCAGAUGAGGCCUAUGUCUCAGUACUCUGUUUGGCCAUGGCGCUCUUCUUGGCCAUGAUGGUGGUGUGCAACCGCAAUGGCUUCCAUCAGGACUACAUGUGGAUUGUGAGCUACCUGGUGAUCGGCGUGCUGAUUGUGGUGCAGGUUCUUGGGGUGCUGAAGAUGUAUCCCCGCAGUGCCUCAGAGGGCAUCUGGUGGACGGUCUUCUUCAUCUACAUUAUAUACACACUGCUGCCAGUCAGAAUGAGAGCUGCCGUGCUCAGCGGAGCAGUGCUGUCCACCAUACAUGUAGUCACCGCCUGGCAGCUCAACCAAGAGGACAAGUACAUUUUCAAACAGGUCAGUGCCAACGUGCUGAUCUUCCUGUGCACGAACAUGAUCGGGAUCUGUACCCACUACCCAGCGGAGGUCUCCCAGAGACAAGCCUUCCAGGAGACGAGAGGAUACAUCCAGGCUAGACUGCACCUGCAGAGGGAAAACCAGCAGCAGGAGCGCCUACUGCUGUCAGUACUGCCAAGGCACGUUGCCAUGGAGAUGAAGGCUGAUAUCAAUGCCAAGAAGGAAGAUAUGAUGUUCCACAAGAUCUACAUCCAAAAACACGACAACGUUAGCAUACUGUUUGCAGACAUCGAGGGCUUCACCAGCCUGGCGUCUCAGUGCACGGCCCAGGAGCUGGUCAUGACGCUGAACGAGCUGUUCGCCCGCUUCGACAAGCUGGCCUCGGAGAACCACUGCCUGCGCAUUAAAAUCCUCGGGGACUGUUACUACUGUGUGUCAGGGCUGCCUGAGCCCCGGGCUGACCACGCCCACUGCUGUGUGGAGAUGGGAGUAGACAUGAUCGAAGCCAUCUCGCUGGUGAGAGAGGUGACAGGCGUUAAUGUGAACAUGCGGGUGGGCAUCCACAGCGGUCGUGUUCACUGCGGGGUGCUGGGCCUGCGCAAGUGGCAAUUUGAUGUCUGGUCCAAUGACGUGACGCUCGCUAACCAAAUGGAAGCCGGAGGCAAGGCCGGGCGUAUCCACAUCACCAACGCCACACUGCAGUAUCUGAACGGGGACUACGAAGUGGAGCCCGGAUUUGGAGAAGAGAGGAAUACUUACCUGAAGGAUCACACCAUUGAAACCUUCUUGGUGAUGGGCUGCAGCCAAAAGCGGAAAGAGGAGAAAGCCCUGAUGGCCAAGAUGCAGAGAGCACGUGCAAAUUCUGCUGAGGGACUGAUGCCACGCUGGGUGCCUGACAGAUCCUUCUCCAGACCCAAGGAGCCCAAAGCCUUCAGGCAGAUGGGCAUCGACGAAGCAUCCAGCAAAGACAACCGCUGCACUCAGGAGGCCCUGAACCCCGAGGAUGAGGUGGAUGAGUUUCUUGGACGGGCCAUUGACGCGCGCAGCAUUGACCAGCUGCGGAAAGAUCACGUCAAGAAGUUUCUGCUCACUUUUCAGACACCUGACCUCGAGAAAAAGUACUCCAAAAAGGUUGAUGAUCGCUUCGGAGGAUACGUGGCCUGCACGCUCCUUGUUUUCUGCUGCAUCUGUUUCAUUCAGAUCAUCAUUUUCCCGAGGACAACUCUUAUGCUAGGUCUUUACAUCAGCAUCUUCAUCAUCCUCACCAACAUCCUCUUCAUCUGUGCCAUCUACUCCUGCAUCAAAGUCUUCCCGGCUGCCUUGCAGACUGUAACCAAGAAGAUAGUCCAGUCACGUGCAAACAGCACACUGGUUGGCGUCUUAACCAUCCUCCUCCUCUUCAUCUCCUCUUUUGCUAAUAUGUUUUCCUGCAGCAGAGAGAAACUGGAGAACUGCAUAGAAGACGAGCUAAACACAUCAGUGACUCUCUGCCUGCUGCACAACCUGACCAAGGCAGCGGAGGACGGCUUGACUCUCUGCUCCAGCCAGGCCAUGCCCUGCCAUUUCCCCGAGUAUUUCAGCUACAGCGUGUUGCUGACCCUGCUGGCCUGCUCUGUGUUCCUCCACAUCAGCAGCAUAGGGAAGCUGGCUCUGAUGCUGCUCAUCCAGCUCACUUACCUCCUGCUGGUAGAGUGGCCUCAGGUGGCCCUGUUUGACAACGCAGACCUGCUGGUCAGAGCCAACAACUUGAAAUUAUCAAAUAAUGAUUCCGAACAACAGCCUAGUUUCAAUGAAACCGCAGAACAGUGCCUGGAGAAUGUGUCCAAGGUAUCCCUCAAGGUCAUGACCCCUGUAAUCCUGACCGUUUUUGUUCUGGCUCUCUACUUGCACGGCCAGCAGGUGGAGUCCACUGCUCGCCUCGACUUCCUCUGGAAGCUGCAGGCCACAGAGGAGAAGGAGGAGAUGGAGGAGCUGCAGGCAUACAACCGGCGCCUGCUGCACAACAUCCUACCCAAAGACGUGGCCGCCCACUUUCUUGCGAGGGAGCGUAGGAAUGACGAGUUGUACUAUCAGUCAUGUGAAUGUGUCGCUGUCAUGUUCGCCUCCAUUAGCAACUUUUCAGAGUUUUAUGUGGAGCUUGAGGCCAACAACGAGGGAGUGGAGUGUCUCAGGCUGCUCAACGAGAUCAUCGCUGAUUUUGAUGAGAUCAUCAGCGAGGAUAGGUUUCGUCAGUUGGAGAAAAUCAAAACCAUCGGCUCCACCUACAUGGCAGCCUCCGGCCUCAACCAUUCCACCUACGAUAAAGAAGGCCGCUCACACAUUCUAGCUUUGGCCGACUACGCCAUGAGGCUCCGAGAACAGAUGAAACACAUCAACGAGCACUCCUUCAACAACUUCCAGAUGAAGAUAGGACUGAACAUGGGGCCUGUGGUGGCAGGGGUGAUUGGAGCCAGGAAACCCCAGUAUGAUAUAUGGGGGAACACAGUCAACGUGGCCAGCCGCAUGGACAGCACAGGAGCACCAGACUGCAUCCAGGUGACCACAGACCUGUACCACGUGCUGGUCAACAACGGAUACCAGCUGGACUACCGAGGUGUCGUCAAGGUGAAGGGGAAGGGGGAGAUGACCACUUACUUCCUCACCAGCGGCCCCCCGGGCAGUUAACAACAGAGCGGUGCUGCCCACAGAGUGACUCCCAUUGCACUGACAAGACAGAGAGCAGCAGAGAGACUUGAGAGUUCCGCCCGGCGACAAGCAACCGGAUCGCGGUGCGAACACACCAGGGACAGAAGGCCGGCAGAGACGAGCUCGGCCCGACUCGCCUGUUGUCACAUAAUAAGAUCCCCCCCCCCCCCACCAAGCUGCUUGAGAGAUAACGAAGCCCAGUUGCCUUAGGACGGAAGUGGCUAUGCUUGUGUUGAUGAGCAAUAGUAUGAGUAUCUCAUCUGGAGUCAUUAUUUAUUUUCAUGAGGAUGGAUUUUUUUUGUGAAAUCCUUGUACAAAAAUGAAAAUAUUUACAUACAAAAAAAAACUAUGUCACUUAACAGAAAAUAUGCAAGGACAAUAUGAAGGAUGAAAAUGACCAAAGAACAAAUGUUUGAUAUGAAACACACACACACACACACACACACACAAAGGAUUCUAUUCAGAAAAUACAGUCAUUUAUUCAUCUGCAGAAAGCAAAGGCCACGGGAAACGUCAAACUUUAAUUUUUUAGCUGUGGAUUUAUUCAUGAAGGAUAAUACACACACACACACACACACAUAUAUAUAUAUAUAUAUAUUUAUAUGUACACACACACGACAUUGACUCACAACAAACUAGCUUGGACAUCUGUGUUUCUUAUCAGGGCCUUCUUUGUUUCUUCCAGCCUGUGAUUAGCCGCAGUCUGGACACAAGACUGUUUGUGGUUCACUGAAAUGUGCGAUCGAUUACUCGCGCUCUGCGAUGUAUCUUUGGUUUGAGCCAAAAACAAGACAUAGGAGAAGAGAACAGAUGCAUUAUUGUCAUGGUACUCCGGAGAUUGUCAAACAGUUCUGCAACGUUUUAUAAAAGUGUACGUGCGAGUGUCUGUGUGUGUGUGAGAGUGUGUGUGUGUGCGUGUGGUGUCAGCACACAGAACUGAAUGCUGGUCUUUACCUAUAAAGGGGCAUACUGUAACUUUUCACUGUGAGGUUUUUAUGAUACUGUAUGACAAUGCUUUCUUGCCAAACCGGUCGCUGCGAGUCAUGUUUUGUAUUAUUUCAGAGUCGUGUGUCCAUUCCUGAUUUCUUGUGUCAAAAACUAUCAUUUGAGGAGAACAAUGUCUGCGUCUUUUACUGGACUGUGACUCUUUUUGUCUUUUUUUUUUGACUGAUUUCAUUCCAGCCCGAUUAAGCAAAAGCUUACAAAACCUUUGUUUUUGGACGGUGUUAGAGAUGUUUGAAGUUAAACUGGUUUCCUGACAGCUUCAGGAUUCGAUGUGUGCCAGAGAUCUGCUCACUAGUAUUGCCUUGAGAUUUUGCAGUUCUGAGGUCCAACUACUACAUGGACCAAUAUUCACAACUUUACACUACAGUAUUUGACAUGUAUUUGGCACAUGGGGGCUUGUAGCCCCUUAAAAAUGAGUUGUUCAAAACAAUAAUCAUAUGAAUGUAAUUUAAUAUAUAUAUUUUUUUGCCCAACAAUGAUACUACUACUGAAGAAAACCACUCUUUACUUUGCCUUUGGGACUGAGGAAGAAGAUGAAUCAUUGUAUUAAGAGGCCAUAUUGAUCAGGCUUCAUGUUUGUGUGUGAAGUGAAAGAGUAUUUUACAUUCAGAUCAGUUUUACACCUGAUGUUGACAGCCUCAAUUUUCUGUCUGAGCCUAAAAAUGUUGACUUUAAAGGCCAUAAAAAGAGUUCCUCACUUCUGCUUCUUUCUCUCUGUCUCUAAAACGAAAGGUCAUCAAGACAAGUUGUUAUUUUCCUUUAAGAAGUGACAGAGUUUGAUAAAUUCUGCAAUGAUUUGAUUCAUUACCCCUUGGAUAAGAACCUAAUAAAUAGCUGUUUUUGCAUUGA
Limanda limanda (common dab) is the source of this 5857-nucleotide messenger RNA. Its product is annotated as adenylate cyclase type 6-like. The record is from RefSeq and is a predicted model, not a curated record. Gene Ontology annotation, cellular component: plasma membrane. Gene Ontology annotation, molecular function: adenylate cyclase activity. Gene Ontology annotation, biological process: adenylate cyclase-activating G protein-coupled receptor signaling pathway; cAMP biosynthetic process; adenylate cyclase-inhibiting G protein-coupled receptor signaling pathway. The transcript has 24 exons. Lineage: Eukaryota; Metazoa; Chordata; Actinopteri; Pleuronectiformes; Pleuronectidae. Bases 425 to 3982 code for a protein of 1185 amino acids.